Dunckerocampus dactyliophorus (ringed pipefish) is the source of this 3372-nucleotide messenger RNA. RefSeq names its product malate dehydrogenase 1B, NAD (soluble) (gene mdh1b). The coding region runs from base 125 to 1558 and encodes 477 amino acids. NCBI's taxonomy places the organism in Eukaryota, Metazoa, Chordata, Actinopteri, Syngnathiformes, Syngnathidae. The record is from RefSeq and is a predicted model, not a curated record. Gene Ontology annotation, biological process: malate metabolic process; oxaloacetate metabolic process; tricarboxylic acid cycle. Gene Ontology annotation, molecular function: L-malate dehydrogenase (NAD+) activity. The transcript is spliced from 9 exons.
AGCAACCGUCACCUCAAAGCCCAAACAUCAGCGUGAGCGUUUGGACGUUCACAUGCGUAUUAUUUCCAUUAUGUCGAGAGUACAUUAAGUCGUGGAAGGCUUGAGACUUGACUCAGUUAAUAAAAUGGCAAAGUUUGUGCUAGCAGGUAAAACAGACUGCCCUUACUAUGCCAAAGCGGAGCUUUUGGCGGACAGAUUACAGAAUUCUUUGCCGAACUUCAACAUUCACAAGAUCUCAAUCCUGCCGGACGAAUGGAAGGACUGGCUGGAGGACACAUGCACCAGGAAUGGCUGGAACCACGAAGAGUCUCCCCUGGUUUGGAGAGAGCUGGUGCACCAAGGUGGCAAAGGGGUGUAUUUAGGGGGCUUCGGUGACUUUUUAGAGCACUGUCAGAACUACUACAGCAUCACAUCAGACAUGUCCGAAGAAAUGAUGCGGAGCAUUGCGGCAGAAAACCUCGUCACCAAGCUCAACCUGAUUACGGAGGAGCAGCAUCGUGCCGGUCUCAUCCAUCCCCUUCACGUAUGGAUCAGCAGUGCCCUGAACCCCACAUGCAACAUGCUGAUCCCCAGUUUGCUCUCUGCGGAGGUGUUGCCCCAAGCUUCUACCAUCAGUCUCCAUCUCCUGGACCUGGAAGGCAGCGAGGAGGAACUGCAGUCGGUGAAGAUGGAGACGGAAGAUCUGGCUCUCCAUCUACUCCAUAAGGUGACUGUUCACACAGAUCUCAAAGAGGCAUUCCACGAAGCAGACUUCAUCCUCCUGCUGGAUGACGGCUGGUCUAACGGGAUGCGCGCCAAGGAUGAGGAGGAACGCCGGACGGUAAAAGCGACAGCGGACUUGUACACCGAAUACGGGCGGCUGAUUGAGGCGAGGGCCAACGUGGGGGCGAAGGUGAUCGUGUCCGGUGGCUCGCUUGUGAACCUCAGGUGCUCAUUUCUCCUGAAAGCAUGCGCCACUGACAAGCGCCACUUUGUUGCCGUGGCAACCCAGCUGGAGAAUGAAGCCAGAGCUGCCAUUGCGAACAAGCUCAGAGUAAGGACUUCAGAAGUGACAGACGUCAUUGUGUGGGGAGAUGUUGGAGAGAGCGUCUACGUUGACCUGCAGAGGGCAAAAGUCUUUAACUAUGAUGGCGCAAUCAAAGGACCACCUUUCUUUUUCCAGCCCGUCCUUGAGAUCAUCUACGACAAGGAAUGGCUGGAGACCAACCUCCUGGACAUAGUGCGCUGUCAGCAGGCAGCUGUUGUUUCAAAGACUGGUCGCGGACCUGACAUGUCAACCGCCAACGGGAUCCUCACGCUCCUACAGGCUUGGAACGGGGCCUCCGCUCCUACUCAGGUGUUUUCUGUGGGGGUCCUGUGCACAGGCUGCUACAACCUCCCAGAUGAUGUGGUCCUUUCAGUUCCGGUGACCUUCACAGAUGGCCAGUGGUCCGUGGUGCCUGACGUGACAGUUGGAGAGGAUUUGAAGCAGAAACUUCAUCGUUACGCAAGCGAACUCAGGCAAGUAUUGGCCAAGACAGCAAUCAAUAACACAAGAAGCACCUUCUUCCCAUCUUAAUCUACAAAGGAUGUUCCUUGCAGAAAGAAGAUCUCAAACCAGGAGAACACCAGAAGUCAAGAAAAAGCCUGAGUUUUUUAUUAUCAUUUUUAAUCAGAUCACUGUUUUCUUUUUUACUGUAUUUUAUUAAAAGACAGAUAAAUGACAGGGUUAUAUAUGUGUGUAUGUAUAAACAGGUAAAAGAUAAAUCUAACUAAAAGAUACCACAUGUCUGAGAAUCGAUUUACCUAUAGCCUCUUUAACAGUAGCAGAACAUUUGAAUCACACUUAUUAUGAGCAAUGCGGUGUUGCGUUCAAAGACACCAUGUCAUUGCAGAUGACUCCACCUUUUGAGUGUAUUUUCCGGAAUUUCGGAGCACAUAUAAAUGCUGACGAGAAUAUUGACAUGUUGUUCUUCCUAAUUCGCUGUUUAUUUGAACCACACAUAGACGCAUAAUAAAUAUGUUGUUGUGAGGUUCUGAGGGCUGAGUGUCCCUGAAUACACCUCGAGAAUAAGGAAGCGUUGUUCCCUGGACAAACGGACUAGAGACGUGUUUAGGUUAGAGAUACAUAUCGGGUAUUGGAACUGCACCGCUGUUCUGUUCAUAAUGUACCACGGAGCAUUAGGGCCACAUUGAUAAAAAAAAAAAGUCGUAAAGAAUUAAAGUCCUAGGACGAUCAGACUACAGACAUGUUUAAAAGAGCUGGAGAUACAGAUGUGGUGUUGGAACUGAACUGCCGUUGUGUUUUUUUUUUUUUUAUAAUAUACGACGGAGUAUUAGGGGUAGUAAUGGUGAGAUGAAGCCUCGUGAGGCAUCGAACCACGUGAGCCAACUGGUUCGAGAAAGGGUUCAUUUCUCGAAGCUUCAUGUGCACACGAAACCACCUACUGGCCAGGUGUAUAAUCACAGGCAGCUGUAUCUGAACCACAUCGUGUAGGAUUCAUUGAAUUGUUGUUUGGACGAAUAACAAAAACUGUAUGACCAAAUCAUGUCUCUACAUAAACGACCACGUGUGUGUAGAAUAAAAUAUUUUUUGAAUGUAUUGUGUUUGUGUACAUUUUCCUCAAAUGGUACUAUCAUAUGACAUGGCGGGUUGUGUAAUCAUGUUUCUCUGGCACUUUAGGAAGAUGGCAUGGGCUUUUGCAGGCAGAUGACAGUGCAAGUGCUCGUGGAACUAUGAAGGCACUGAAUAUGCUUGUGUAACUAGGACAAUGAUGUACGGGACAGGGUACAUUUGAUUCAUUUUUGUUCAGAAAUAACCCUGAACAGUUUUAGGUUUUAAAUGAUUUUCUUUUUCUUCUCCAGUCUUUGAAAACACCCUUUCACAGGGGACAGAAGACGUGGGCGUGCACAGAAAUGUAAUUGCCAGUUUAUAUCAAUUUGGAUUGGACACAAAUUUCGAUUUAAGACGCCUGCAUGUGCAGCUAUUAACUGCACAAAUCGCCAGUUCAAAGGCUGUGGACGAACAUUUCACCUGUACGUAUGAUUGAAAUGUAAAUUUAUGAUGGAUCAUUUAGGGGUUUUGCACUGUCCAUCUCUCAGAUAUUUUCGAUCGUGUAAAAUUCCUCUGAUUAAAUGUAUGUCCAGAAUUGAUACGUUUAUAUAGCUCUAUAAUAGCUAAGAGGAAAUGUACGUACUUUUUUGUUCUAUCAUGAUAUAUGUAUUUCUUUAAGGGACGAAGGUUGCGUUACUUGAAGGAAUGGGAGAAUCUCAGUGCUUCCAUGAUGCUUACCAGGCAUUGUAUACAGUGCAGUUAGCAAGCCACUUUGCAUACAGUUGACCCGGCAUGACCCUUCAUUUGGAUAUACAACUUUUUUUUUUUGCUGCUGAAUG